Molecule: messenger RNA, 2433 nt
Organism: Mercurialis annua (annual mercury)
Lineage: Eukaryota; Viridiplantae; Streptophyta; Magnoliopsida; Malpighiales; Euphorbiaceae
Exons: 1
Coding region: 91-2244 (717 amino acids)
Source: RefSeq, a predicted model, not a curated record
GAGGAUAAUAUAGAAAUGGCUGUCCCAUGACCUCCGAUCACUAUAAAUAUACUCCCAACCCACCACCUCCAACUCACACAAUCCGCAGCAAUGAAACUUCUAAACUUAACUUUCCUUUUCCAUUUCCUGCUAUUAGCAUUUUCCGGUGCUUCGGCAGACCAUGACUCGCCGCCGGGAGGUUCCACAAUCAUCUUCGGUGCACUGGGCAGCAGAGACAUUUAUUCUUUUGAUAUCUUCACUCUCCCUGCUCCUUCUACAACCGAUUCACUGAUUACCUCAUCACACGAAUUGCAAAUUACCGACGCUAAAUCUUUCAAUUUCAACGGUCAUUUUCCCUCUCCGUCGGCAUCAGCCUCUCUGCUCUCUCUUUUCCCCAAUCAAACCCUAAUUCAAUCCUCCCCCUCUCAACAGAAUUCUACCUCUAUCAGCGUCGUUUAUGCAACCGAACGCGACGGAUCGCCGGCCAUCUACUUUGAUGUACUUUCUUAUGAUAACUCUCUGAGCACCGAUUCAAGGUCAGCUCUUGAGUUUCAAGAUCGACGAAUUCAAAUUCCGUUGUUGAAGGGGAAUGAUGUUGGGCCUUCGUUUAAGGAUAAGCCGAGUUUGGUUGGUGAUUACUUAAUUUAUGUUUCAACUCAUGAAGAUCCGGGCAAGCCCAGAGCCAGCUGGGCUGCUGUUUACUCAACCGAAUUGAAAACCGGGUCGACUCGGCGUCUCACUCCUAACGGAAUUGCUGAUUUUAGCCCUUCCGUUUCUCCGUCUGGGGUUUAUACAGCUGUUGCAUCUUACGGUGAACGAGGGUGGAAUGGUGAAGUUGAAGUACUGACUACUGAUAUCUAUGUUUUCUUGACUCGUGACGGCUCACAACGAGUUAGAGUUGUUGAAAACGGAGGUUGGCCCACCUGGGUCGACGAGUCGACGCUUUAUUUCCACAGAAGAAAUGAAGCAGAUGGAUGGAUAAGCAUUUACAGAGCGAUUUUACCGACUUCUGGUUCGAUUUCAACUGACUCAGUAAUCGUUGAAAGAGUGACGCCACCUGGGAUUCACGCGUUCACUCCCGCUACUUCUCCAGGUAAUAAUAAAUUCAUAGCAGUAGCUACUAGAAGAACCGGUUCAGAUUAUCGUCACAUAGAGCUAUUCGACCUUGUCAAAAACGAGUUUAUUGAGUUCACUCGGUUGAUAUCCCCAAAAACCAAUCAUUUUAACCCGUUUAUCUCGCCUGACUCGGGUCGAAUUGGGUAUCAUAGAUGUAGAAGUGCCACCAAUGGUAAAAGUAGUUCCCGGUUCAUGCUAGAGAAUCUAAAGAGUCCAGCACCUGAAAUUUCGCUCUUUAGAAUUGAUGGGUGGUUUCCUUCUUGGUCACCGGGUGGUGAUCGUAUUGCUCUUGCUAAAUUUCCGGGUCUUUAUGUGGUGAACCCUGACGGUUCUGAUAGGCGUCAAGUUUAUCCCCGUUUAGCAUUUCCCACAAUUUGGGACCCGGUUCGACCAGGGAUUAUAUACUCCAGUACCGGGCCUGCUUUUGGUAGUCCCACCACUGAGGUUGAUAUAAUUGCAGUUAAUGUUGAUGAACCGGAUAGUUACAGAAAGCUGACUACUAAUCGUGAUAAUAAUGCGUUCCCCGCUGUUUCACCCGACGGGAAAUGGAUUGUCUUCCGAUCUGGUAUUUCGGGUUACAGAAACUUGUACUUAAUGGACCCUGUCGAAGGCGAGAAAGGCGGACUCAUAAGGUUGACAGAAGGUCCGUGGGACGAUACAAUGGCUGAUUGGUCAUCAGAUGGUGAAUGGAUCGUGUUUUGUUCGGAUCGAGCAGACCCGGGUGCCGGAAGCUUUGAUUUGUAUUUGAUCCAUCCAAAUGGAACAGGGUUGACACGAUUGUUUACAAGCGGACCAGGCGGAAGAAGUAAUCACCCGUAUUUUAGUCCGGACGGGAAGAGCAUUGUGUUUACCACAGACUAUGCUGGACUAUCAGCAGAACCAAUCUCAAACCAACAUAUGUAUCAACCGUAUGGAGAGAUUUACAUCAUAAAUGUGGAUGGUUCUGGUUUAAAACGGUUGACACAUAAUUCAUUUGAAGAUGGAACUCCAGCAUGGGGUCCUAAACAUCUAGAAUCAGCAGACUUGGUGUGGCCGAAAUAUGGACUAGGAUCAAAAUGUUCGUUUAAGGAUGCAGGCUGGACCUGGCUCAAGAAGCAUAGCCUUGAGGUUGAAUCACUAGCGUCGAGCACCGUUCAGUGCGGUGCAUAGACAAAGGAUGAGUUUGUGUGUAUUAUAAGUAGUAGCUAUAUGGUUCUUGCUUUGAUUCUGCGAAAAUAAUGCGAGUUGAGAGAUAUGUAAUUAGUCUGUUAAGUUUUUUGUAUGCGCCUUUGUCACAAUAAUGGUUUUGAUGCAUAAUCUGAGUUAGAAUUUGCGAACAAGAGAAGCAUUUUUAUCUGA